AUCAAUUGAAACUGAUUUGUGCGAAAUCGCUAUGAAAACGUUAUCAAAUAUAAAUAUUUGAUCAAUAAUCAUAAAAUCACUGUGAUAGCUCCAACAUGAAACACCUAGUGGUUUUCGUCGCCUGCAUAUCACUAUGCUAUGGAAGCACUAUUUCAAGGAUUCCAUAUGACUAUAGUCAUUACGUAGAUGGUGAGAGCCGUUUCAUAUGGAUGCCGAGGGAUGAUGGUGAACUCGUCUUAGUAGAUCUUUGGGAAGAUAUAAAUAAUCGUAGAGAAUCAAAAACAGCCGGAGCUAGCAACCUAUACUGGCUUUAUACUAGACGAAAUCCUGAGGAAUAUCAAUUACUCAUUCAUGGUAACGAAAGCAGUAUAAUCAAUUCAAACUUCCAAGCUGAUAAGCCUACUAUAGUUCAAGUUCAUGGUUGGUCUACAACCGGAGGAAAUUCCGUAUUCAAUAGAGUAACAAAGAAAGCCUUGCUUGAAGUUGAAGAUUACAAUAUCAUUGUUGUUGAUUGGCGAGCUAUCUCUACUGGUUCAUACGUGGUAUCGGUGAACGCUGUGCCAAGUGUGGGUGAAUCAAUUGGUUUAUUCGUGGACUGGCUCUUGACUACCACGGAUGGGAGCUGGAAUAAAGUGCACCUGAUUGGGUUCAGUUUGGGUGCACAUGCUAUAGGCAAUGCCGGACGUGCAGCUGGAGGUCGGGCUGCCAGACUCACAGGUUUCGAUCCAGCUGGUCCCCUAUGGCGUUUGAAUUCCAACAGGUUGGCUAGUAGCAACGGUCAAUAUGUCGAGGCUAUUCAUACCAAUGCUGGGGUUAUGGGUAUCCUAAUUCCUGUUGGUGAUGUAGACUUCUAUCCCAAUGGUGGUGCGUUGCAACCUGGUUGUGGCGCCGAUCCUAACUGCCACCACGAUCGAGCUUACGAGUUCUUUGCUGCGAGUAUCAGCACAGGGCAUUUGGUUGGACAAAAGUGCGAAGACCUUACCGAAGCUACAGCCGGCAGAUGCUCUGGAACACCUCUGAGUUUGGGGGGUACUGAUUUAAACAAAAGAGCAAGCGGACUUUACGCUAUGCGUACAGGCGACACCUGGCCCUUCUAAAUAUGAAGUUCCGUAAUUUUGAAUAGUAAUAAAAUACUUUAUACUUACCUCGA
This is a messenger RNA of Chilo suppressalis (striped riceborer), 1150 nucleotides long. NCBI's taxonomy places the organism in Eukaryota, Metazoa, Arthropoda, Insecta, Lepidoptera, Crambidae. The record is from the annotation of a GenBank genome assembly.